UGAGUUGACCUUUGAGUUAAACGUUGAGCUAACGUAACCAGUUACUGAUGUUUAAGUUUGACCUAUAAGAACUGAGCUGAACACAGCAGGAAGACACUUCAGUCACUGCUGAGGAGACAGAAGGUCACCAGUGUUUUCUGGAGCUAUGGACUUAUUAGAAUUUGUCCUCCAUUCAUCCAGCUUUCUCUUCCUGUUGGGAAGCCUGGUGGUCAUAUUCUUUGUCUAUCUCAUCUCAUCUUCCGGCUUCGCUUCCCAGACAACACUGAAGGAACCUCCAGGACCAAAACCACUUCCCCUGCUGGGUAACCUGCUGCAGCUCGACCUGAAGAGACUUCACAGCACAUUACUGGAGCUUUCAAAGAAAUAUGGCUCAGUCUUCACCAUCUAUAUGGGACCUAAAAAAGUGGUGGUGCUGGCAGGAUACAAGACGGUGAAGGAGGCACUUGUAAAUUGUGCUGAUGAGUUUGGAGAAAGAGGUCAAUUUCACAUUUUGGAAGAAUUUAUGCAUGGAAAUGGUAUCAUUUGGUCCAAUGGAGAAUCAUGGAAAGACCUCCGGCGGUUUACCAUGACUAACCUGAGGGACUUUGGGAUGGGCAAGAAGGAAUGUGAGAACAAGAUCAUUGAGGAGAGUCGCUACCUUAUUGAAGUUUUAAAGAAUUUUAAUGGAGAGGGUUUUGAUACCCUGCAAACAAUUAACUAUGCAGUUGCUAAUAUCAUCUGCUCCAUCACCUAUGGCCACAGAUUUGAAUAUGAUGAUGUAGAGUUCACAUCUCUAGUAGAUCGCACAUGCAGAAACAACGAACUCCUGGGGACUGCAUCUGUACAGCUGUACAACCUGUUCCCAUGGAUCGGCAAACUGUUUUCUUUACACAAAGAGUAUGCAAAAUCAUUUGCUGCUCAUAGAAAACACAACUUAAAGCUGUUGAGCCAUUUGAAAGCGACCCUCAAUCCACAGAUGUGCAGAGGCUUUGUGGACGCCUUUCUGGUCCACAAACAAAAGCUGGAGACCAGCUUUGUCUUCCUGUUGGGAAGCCUGGUGGUCGUAUUCUUUGUCUAUCUCAUCUCAUCUUCCGGCUUCGCUUCCCAGACAACACUGAAGGAACCUCCAGGACCAAAACCACUUCCCCUGCUGGGUAACCUGCUGCAACUCGACCUGAAGAGACUUCACAGCACAUUACUGGAGUUUUCCAAGAAAUAUGGCUCAGUCUUCACCAUCUAUAUGGGACCUAAAAAAGUGGUGGUUCUGGCAGGAUACAAGACGGUGAAGGAGGCACUUGUAAAUUGUGCUGAUGAGUUUGGAGAAAGAGGUCAACUUCACAUUUUGGAAGAAUUUAUGCAUGGAAAUGGUAUCAUUUGGUCCAAUGGAGAAUCAUGGAAAGACCUCCGGCGGUUUAUCAUGACUAACCUGAGGGACUUUGGGAUGGGCAAGAAGGAAUGUGAGAACAAGAUCAUUGAGGAGAGUCGCUACCUUAUUGAAGUUUUAAAGAAAUUAAACGGAGAGGGUUUUGAUACCCUGCAAACAAUUAACUAUGCAGUUGCUAAUAUCCUCUGCUCCAUCAUCUUCGGCCACAGAUUUGAAUAUGAUGAUGUAGAGUUCAUAUCUCUGAUAGAUCGCACAUGCAGAAACAACGAACUCCUGGGGACUCCAUCUGUACAGCUGUACAACCUGUUCCCAUGUAUUGGCAAACUGUUUUCUUUACACAAAGAGUAUGCAAAAUCAUUUGCUGCUCAUAGAAAACACAACUUAAAGCUGUUGAGCCAUUUGAAAGCGACCCUCAAUCCACAGAUGUGCAGAGGCUUCGUGGACGCCUUUCUGGUCCACAAACAAAAGCUGGAGAAAUCUGGAAUUACCAACAGUCCCUUCCACGAUGAAAAUCUGCUGAUUACCGUUAUCAAUCUUCUUGUUGGUGGCACUGAUACAACAUCAACUACUCUCAGAUGGGCACUUUUAUUUAUGGCCAAAUAUCCCAAGAUACAAGACCAGGUCCAGGAUGAGUUGACCAGGGUGAUAGGAAGUCGUCAGGUGGAGUUGAAGGACAGGAAGGAGGUACCUUUCACCAACGCUGUCAUCCAUGAGACGCAGAGACUGGCUAGCAUCGCACUUUUGUCGCUUCCUCACAGGACGAACAAAGACGUCACCUUCAGGGGUCACUUCAUCAAGAAGGGAACAACUGUCUACCCUCUCUUGUUUUCUGUUCUUCAUGAUGAGAGCGAAUGGGAGAGACCACACUCCUUCCAUCCCGCCCACUUCCUGGACAAAGACGGAAAGUUUGUCAAGCCAGACGCCUUCAUGCCUUUUUCUGCAGGCCGUAGGAUUUGUAUCGGAGAGAGUCUGGCCAGGAUGGAGCUUUUCGUCUUCUUCACCACCCUCCUGCAACACUUCCGCUUCACUCCUCCACCUGGAGUUUCUGAGGACGACCUGGAUCUGACUCCACGUGUCGGCUUCUCCCUCAACCCUUCACCUCAUAAGCUGUGUGCUGUCUCCCUGAUGUGAGGAGGAGGACUGAAGGGAUUUUAAUGUUAUUUGAGAUUUGGCAUUGUUUGGCGACUUUGAUUCAUGCAAAAGUAAACCACCUGCUAAAUAUGUUCAACAGAAACGAGAGAACUUGUGUCAAAUCCAAAAAUUGAGCGUUGUCAGCAGCUGCUCUUUAUUUACAUAUAGUACAUAUGGUAAGGUCCCUACUGCUUCAAAGUUGACUUUUGAUAUGAAACGGUCAACAAAAAUAUAUUUUAUAUUUUAAUUUGGACAAUAAAGAUGAAUCACUUACUAGAUUAUAUCAACUAGCAGCGCUUUUCUAUCCCUUCCAGUGUUUGCACUGCAGAAAAAGGAGGGGAGGCUCCCAUGGUUCCUGAGUAAACACAGUGAGAGAGGGGGAAUUGGGGCAAAGGAUGUCAUGUGAUUUAAAUAUUGAAAAGGCUGAGUUUCUCCUGUUAUUUCAGUUGAUUUAUCUAAUGUCUUACCAAGAUUAUAAAGCCAUACCCUUAAGACAAACGUCCCCAAGCUAAACAUUAACAUAACCAGUUAAUGAUGUAUAAGUUUGACCUAUAGAAACAGAGCUAAACACAGCAGUGAAGACAGUUCAAUCACAGGUAUUUCAACAUCAGUGUCUUGGAGGUAUGUCUAAAGGUUUCUGACAAACUCUUGUGUAAUGCUGUGAAGCCAAGAGGGAGCACCAAGCAGCUGCUUCAAUAGAGUGAAAUAGACUUUGAACCAUCAGUGUCCCUUCAUUAACCCUAACACUAACUCUUACCAAAAACUAACCCUAACGUAACAUCUCUAGGAAUACAACUUGUACUUAUCUGGUACCUACAGAUGCAAAGUGAUUCAAGGAGGUCACUUCCAAUGAGACUUUCACACCCCCUUGUGGUCGUCAUGGACCAUUGCGAGUGCCACUGUGCCCCCUCAAUAUAUGAUGUGUUAUUUCCAGAAGUGCAGUGUGUUCCCCUUCCGAACCCUAACUCCUAACCCUAACCCUAACCCUAAACCAUAACCAUAACAGUAUCCCCUCUCUAGCCCUAACCCUAGUAGAGCCACCUUGUAUCUAUCUGGAACCUUCAGAUGCAAGGGGAUUCAAGGAAAUCUCUCCCACACCCUCUUGUGCUCGUAUUAGAACAUUACAGGGACCACAGUUGGAAAGCCUGACCCUGAACACCCUAAAUGUAAAUCUAAUGGUCUUAGUGUUAUAUAUUGCCAGACUUGUCUCAUCUUGCUG
Molecule: messenger RNA, 3713 nt
Organism: Mugil cephalus (flathead mullet)
Lineage: Eukaryota; Metazoa; Chordata; Actinopteri; Mugiliformes; Mugilidae
Product: cytochrome P450 2K1-like
Exons: 15
Coding region: 146-2494 (782 amino acids)
Biological process (GO): xenobiotic metabolic process
Cellular component (GO): cytoplasm; intracellular membrane-bounded organelle
Molecular function (GO): heme binding; oxidoreductase activity, acting on paired donors, with incorporation or reduction of molecular oxygen, reduced flavin or flavoprotein as one donor, and incorporation of one atom of oxygen; iron ion binding
Source: RefSeq, a predicted model, not a curated record